Messenger RNA from Ricinus communis (castor bean), 2126 nucleotides. RefSeq names its product glycosyl hydrolase 5 family protein. The transcript is spliced from 3 exons. NCBI's taxonomy places the organism in Eukaryota, Viridiplantae, Streptophyta, Magnoliopsida, Malpighiales, Euphorbiaceae. The record is from RefSeq and is a predicted model, not a curated record. Gene Ontology annotation, molecular function: hydrolase activity, hydrolyzing O-glycosyl compounds. The coding region runs from base 370 to 1998 and encodes 542 amino acids.
AUAGAUCUUUGAUGGCAACUGGCAAGUGGAACAAGCUCUACAUACUAUUAUGAUAAUAAUUCACUGAGCUCCUUUUCCAUUCUAUUUUGUUAUUGGCAAAAUAUCUUGAACCCACAUCGUGCCGGAGAAAGCACAGACUCUCAUCCAAAGAACAUUUUUGACAAAGUUAUUAGGUAGCGUCAAUGAGAUUCAUUCAUUUCAUAUUCAUGUAUAGCCCAAAUUAAUUAAUAAUUUAUCAUAUAGUAAAGAUAUACAUAUAUAUAAACUCAUGUUCUACACAGUAAAUUCUUGCAAGCAAUGAACGUUUACUUGCUUAGACUCACGUUUAUAGAUAGGGAAUGAGUGACAUAUAGAAAACCAAAGUUGACGAUGGCAGGCAAAGCUUCUAAAACCAUUCUCUUUUUCUCAUUCUUUCUACUUGUACUAUCUCUUUCUUAUUCUUUACCUUUGUCAAUAAACAAGAGAUGGAUAAUCGACGCAAAAUCAGGAGAACGUGUGAAGCUAGCUUGUGUCAAUUGGGCUUCUCACUUGCAACCCAUGUUAGCAGAAGGUCUUGACAAGAAGCCCUUGAGCUAUUUAGCAUCUAAAUUGGCCAGGUACCACUUCAAUUGUGUUCGUUUCACAUGCGCAACGCAUAUGUUCACUCGCUAUGGCAAACUGACUGUAGCCCAGUCUUUUGAUUCUUUAAAUCUAACAAAGGCUAAGGCAGGUAUUGCAAGGCACAAUUCUUUUCUAUUGAAUUUGACUGUUGUUCAAGCUUAUGAAGCUGUUGUUAAUGAGCUUGGAGCUCAUGGCCUAAUGGUGUUACUAGAUAACCAUGUCAGUCAACCCAAAUGGUGUUGUCCUCAAGAUGAUGAAAACGGAUUCUUUGGCGAUAUCCAUUUUCAUCCUAAGGAAUGGCUAAGAGGCUUAGCCAUUGUAGCUAAGAUCUUCCAAGGUAAAUCUCAGGUAGUUGCAAUGAGCAUGAGAAACGAAUUACGUGGUCCAUAUCAAAACGAGCAUGAUUGGUAUAAAUACAUCCAAGAAGGAGCAAGAAUGGUCCACAAGCUAAAUCCUGAAGUGCUAGUGCUUGUUUCAGGGCUAGUUUGGGGCACAGAUCUCAGCUUUUUGAAGAAAAAGCCCUUGCAUUUGGGAUUAAACUUGGAUAACAAGUUGGUGUAUGAGGCGCAUUGGUACUCAUUUAGUGGAGACCCAAAAGUUUGGGAAGUGCAACCAUUGAAUAGGAUUUGCGACCUUAAAACUCAAAUCCAAGUUGAUUUGUCUGGAUUUGUUAUUACUGGUGAGAACCCAGUUCCUCUUUUCCUGGGUGAAGUUGGCAUUGAUCAAAGAGGGGUGAACCGGGCAGAUAACAGGUUCUUCACCUGUUUCCUGGCCUAUGUUGCUGAGAAUGAUUUGGAUUGGGGCUUAUGGGCUUUUCAAGGAAGCUAUUAUUUUAAGGAAGGUAUAGCAGGACCAGACGAGAAUUAUGGUCUUAUGAAUUUUGACUGGAACUAUCUCAGAAGUCCAGAAUUUGAUGACAGGAUAUGGCUCAUAAAGAGGAUGAUUCAAGAUCCAGAUUCAAUACUUUCGACCUCUUAUUUAAUGUAUCAUCCACUAAGUGGCAACUGUGUCCAUGCUAGUGAAAAGAAUGAAAUCUAUGCAAGUAGAUUCCAACAACAUAGCAGAUGGAGUCAUGAUGGAGAUGGAGCUCCAAUAAGGUUGAUGGGUUCUGCACUAUGCUUAAAAGCUAUCGGUGAUGGACUGGAACCUGUCCUGUCAAAUGACUGCUUUAGCCAGCAGAGUUCUUGGAAAUUGCUUUCAAGUUCCAAGCUUCACUUAGGCGUCAAAGACGAACAUGGAGAGUACUUAUGCUUAGAGAAGGAAUCUUUUAACUCUUCCAAGGUCUUCACUCGAAAGUGUAUUUGUAUUGAAGAUGAUUCUGAUUGCCAGGAAAAUCCACAAAGCCAAUGGUUCAAGCUUAUUAAAACUAAUAUAAAAGUUAAUACUAGUAUUCCAUGAAAUAUGAUGAAGGAAAAUAAUAUUAGGCCUUGAUGUAUACUGGCACUUGUACCCUGUGGAUUAAUUGAAUCAAAACCUUCAAAUGAUAUUCAGUGUGAGAAUAUCUUGGCCUAGCCCAAUUAUUUACA